ACGUUUAAAGCUUGAACUAAGAUCCCCAAACCGCAACGCGCGCAACUACUUUCAUUCACAUUUCACAGUUAGUCUGCAGUGGAGACGAUGGCGAAGACGGCAGCGGCGUCGUUUGCGGUGGUGGUUGAAACAGCAGCGGGAGGCGGGGGAGCAAAAUCCGACGGUAAUACAGUAAUGGUACAGGAAUGUGAUGAGAUGGAUGAAGAUUUGGAAUUUGAUGACUUGAAGGAGGUUUACAGUUAUGAUGAGGCGGAGGAGAGCUUGUCCUCUGAUGAGGCGGAGAGCCUGUUGUCUUUUGAGACAGAGAAGAGCCUGUCCUCUUAUGAGGUGGAGAAGAGCCUGUCCUCUUAUGGGGCGGAGGAGAGCCUGUCCUCUUAUGAGGCGGAGGAGGAUCUGUCCUCUUAUGACGUAGAGCUGCACCAAGCCCACAAGGAGGACCUGGAAUCUGAUAAGGUGGAGGAGGAUGGGGAAUCUGAUGAGCAGGUCCAAGACGCUUUUGAUUUAGAGCUGCACCAAGCCCACCUAGAGCAGAUGCUUCCACAGCCUUCAAUUGCAAGGCAAAUGAUCCUCAACUGGAUGCCUAUAGAGAAACUUAAUAUUGAAAGUUCACAGAAGGGUCCUCUUCUAGGACGUGGAUCAUUUGGAUCAGUAUAUGAAGGAUUUGCUGCUGAUGGAUUCUUUUUUGCCAUGAAGGAAAUUCAGUUUUUAAGUGAAGGCUCCCUUACAAAAGUUGAGAAGGAGAUUGCUUUACUAAGUCGAUUAAGGCAUGACAAUAUAGUCCAAUACUACAAUGCCCAAAGGAUCGACUCAACCCUCUACAUUUUUCUUGAGCUUAGUAAAGGCUCCCUUGAGAAGCUCUAUCAGAAGUAUGAACUUAAAGAUUCCCAAGUCUCAGCUUACACAAGACAGAUUUUGCACGGUGUAAGUUAUCUCCAUGGGCAACACAUAAUUCACAGGGACAUUAAAUGUGCCAAUAUAUUGGUCGAUGUUUGUGGAUGGGUAAAACUUGCAGAUUUUGGAUUGGCAAGGGUAAUAGAAUCCAGCACUCUUAUUAAGUCAAGCUGGGGGACUCCUUGGUGGAUGGCUCCUGAGGUUAUUGAUUCAAAAAAAGGAUAUGGCGUUCAAGCUGAUAUAUGGAGCCUUGGCUGCACUGUGUUGGAGAUGUUAACUCGUCACCGUCCAUACCCUGAUUUGGAGUCCCAACAAGCAAUGUUUACAAUUGCGAAAGGAAUGCUGCCUCCAAUUCCUGAAAAUCUCAGUGCUGAUUCAAAGGACUUCAUCCUACAAUGCCUGCAAGUUGAUCCCAAAGAUCGUCCCACUGCUACUCAGCUUUUGAAGCAUCCAUUUGUAAAGGAAUUAUAAUGAUCAAUUUUACGGAAUUGGAUUCUUCUUUCAGUUCCAACUAUGUUAUAGUUUUUCUUGCGCUUAAUUUCCAAUCAUGAUUUAAAUUGGGAAAAGGCUGAUCACGGGGUCCUUGCGCCUCGUCUGGUGUGCAAUAUUAGCUAUAUUUUUGUUUCAGCGAGUUCUUUGGUGUAUUAUUUGCACACUGCUCCUGCCUACUGUGACCUAUUAGCUUUUAUGUACUUAGGAAAAAAAAGUUACAUAUCAUGAUUUUUAAUAGUUUCUUGGCAACGUCAUUUAUUUUAAUUCA
Jatropha curcas is the source of this 1651-nucleotide messenger RNA. Its product is annotated as mitogen-activated protein kinase kinase kinase 1. Lineage: Eukaryota; Viridiplantae; Streptophyta; Magnoliopsida; Malpighiales; Euphorbiaceae. Gene Ontology annotation, biological process: protein phosphorylation; MAPK cascade. The record is from RefSeq and is a predicted model, not a curated record. Gene Ontology annotation, cellular component: cytoplasm. Gene Ontology annotation, molecular function: ATP binding; MAP kinase kinase kinase activity.